Molecule: messenger RNA, 991 nt
Organism: Zingiber officinale
Lineage: Eukaryota; Viridiplantae; Streptophyta; Magnoliopsida; Zingiberales; Zingiberaceae
Product: chlorophyll a-b binding protein 5, chloroplastic
Exons: 2
Coding region: 59-856 (265 amino acids)
Biological process (GO): photosynthesis, light harvesting in photosystem I; response to light stimulus
Cellular component (GO): chloroplast thylakoid membrane; chloroplast envelope; plastoglobule
Source: RefSeq, a predicted model, not a curated record
UCGUCCUUAACCACAACAACUAGAACUCCACCUCGGUCGAGCUCCGGCGGUAAAAUUCAUGGCUACAUCUGCAGUGCAGCACUCGGCAUUCGCCGGCCAGACCGUGCUCCGGCAGCAGAGCGAGCUAGCGCGCAAGGCUGGCGCCGCCAACAAAGGCCGGUUCUACAUGCGCCGCACCGUCGCCAGCGCUCCCAAGAGCAUCUGGUAUGGGCCAGACAGGCCCAAGUACUUGGGCCCGUUUUCGGAGCAGACGCCCUCGUACCUGACAGGGGAGUUCCCCGGCGACUACGGCUGGGACACCGCCGGCCUCUCCGCGGACCCAGAGACCUUCGCCAAGAACCGCGAGCUGGAGGUGAUCCACUGCCGGUGGGCCAUGAUGGGCGCCCUCGGAUGCGUCUUCCCGGAGAUCCUCUCCAAGAACGGGGUCAAGUUCGGCGAGGCGGUGUGGUUCAAGGCGGGGUCGCAGAUCUUCUCGGAGGGCGGACUGGACUAUCUGGGAAACCCUAAUUUGGUGCACGCGCAGAGCAUCCUCGCGAUCUGGGCCUCGCAGGUGGUGCUGAUGGGGCUGGCGGAGGGGUACCGCGUGGGCGGCGGUCCGCUGGGGGAGGGGCUCGACCCCAUCUACCCCGGCGGCGCCUUCGACCCGCUGGGCCUGGCUGACGACCCGGACGCGUUCGCGGAGCUGAAGGUGAAGGAGGUCAAGAACGGGAGGCUGGCGAUGUUCUCCAUGUUCGGGUUCUUCGUGCAGGCGAUCGUGACGGGGAAGGGGCCGAUCGAGAACCUCCUCGAUCACAUCGCCGAUCCCGUCAACAACAACGCCUGGGCGUACGCCACCAAUUUCGUCCCCGGCAAGUGAGAGGGUCGAUUAGGUUUCGCCUGCGUCGCUCGCUCGCUCGCUCGCUCGCUGCUUCCCCUUUCUAGUCUUCAAUUUCUUCUACUCGUCCGUGUAACAGUGUGCCGAUGGAACAGAAGUAUAUAACGCCGUUUUAUA